Molecule: messenger RNA, 793 nt
Organism: Rhodotorula graminis WP1
Lineage: Eukaryota; Fungi; Basidiomycota; Microbotryomycetes; Sporidiobolales; Sporidiobolaceae
Exons: 4
Coding region: 1-549 (182 amino acids)
Source: RefSeq, a predicted model, not a curated record
AUGGCCCAGGCUACUCCACAGCCGCCACCACUCGGCCCUGCGCCCUCCCUCGUCGUCCUCGCGCCCACCUCCGCCUUCUUGUUCGGCUUCACCUCGGGCCUCGUCUCGUCCUCCAAGCUCGCCGCCAAGCAGUUCCUCGCAGAGAACGCCCACCGUCUGCCCACCACCGUCCAGGGCUGGUACUUCUACCAGAAGACCAAGAACUACCGCGUCCUGUGGGCCGGCAUCAAGGGCGGCCUGCGCACCGGCGGUCGCCUCGCCCUCUGGACCGGCGCCUUUCUCACCCUCGAGGAGACGGUCGACUCGGGCCUGCGCUCGGCCGUCCAGCUCGUUCACCCGACAGCGAGCGACGACGCGUUGAGGACCAAGGCGGUCGCGGGCGGCGUCGCCGGCGUGGGCAUGGCCGGUACCGCGAGCUGGUGGUACCGCCUCUCUCGACACACCGUCGCGCGCAGGCUCGCACUCGGCCUCGCGCUCGGCGGCGUCGCAGGCGGCGCCGUUGACUUGCGUGACUGGCUGCGCUCGAAGUUGCCCGAGAAGCAGGCGUGAACGAGACGCCCGCCUGCCAGGACGACCUCGCCGACCGAGGCGACCACAAGAAUCGUCAGGACGGGCUAUCCAGCCCAUCCGCCGUGCGGCAGCGCCGCAGCGACACGAGCACGCGCUCGACAAGGCCAAGGCCGCGACAUCACCCGGACACCACAGCAGACGCAUCCAGCAGCACGAGUGCAAUCGAGCGUUGCGCCCGUUUUUGACUCGCCGUCGUUCCCGGCGCAAAGACACCGUGCCGAAC